This is a messenger RNA of Musca domestica (house fly), 1965 nucleotides long. RefSeq lists its product as uncharacterized. NCBI's taxonomy places the organism in Eukaryota, Metazoa, Arthropoda, Insecta, Diptera, Muscidae. The transcript has 3 exons. The record is from RefSeq and is a predicted model, not a curated record. The coding region runs from base 1033 to 1965 and encodes 310 amino acids.
CGACAUCAUGUUCUAUUCUUACAUUUUCCACUUGUUUACACAGGUCAUCUCUCUCAACUUCGACGACUUACCUUUCCUCUUGUUCCGUGUCUUUUUUACUUUUGCUGGAUCGCUGCAUUAGGAACAUCUGCUCAAUUUCUUCCAUAAUCGACUUCAUUUGCUCCUGCUGCUGCUGCAGCAUCACCUUCUGGAACGCCCGAAACUGUUGCAGCAUUGUUGCUGUCAGGAUGCCAGGCUUUUCGAGCUCAAUACCUCCUGACGCUGUUGCAUUUUCUCGAUCCUCUUCUUGGAACCUUUGAUUUUGAAACUCCUUUUUCAUUUUUUGAUUUUAAAAAUAUAUAUAUAUAUAUAUAUUUUUGUAUAUUUUGCUUCUUCGUUUUUUUCUGCCUUCUUGGCUUUUUUUCAUUUAUUUGUUAUUAUUUUUUUAAUUUAUUUCUUUUUUAAUUGGGACUUUUAAUGUCCUCUUUUCAAAUUGUAUAUUUUCUUAUUUUUUUGGGACUUUUGUUGUCCUCUUUUCACUUUGUUUUUGCCCCUAUGGUUUGUGUAAAUACGAAAUUCUUCGAUCUGGCAACCCUAAUUCUAUUUCCUAAAUUUCGAGUCGAUCCACAAGCUUUGCUUUUGUUUGUGUCGCUCAAUUACUCAAAAUGUCCGUUUGUGUCCUAUCUGUGGCUUUUCAAUUUUCCUUUUUCCUCAAUAAAAUCACUUGUAAACCAACCUACAAUCACAACUGUUGUUAUUGGUAAGCGCCGUUCAAAUUUUGCAAUUUGAAUUCUAAAUAAAGAACCAUAAUUGUUCUUUUCCCCAACAUCAAACUUAUUCCAUUGUUUUAUUUCUUUUUCUUCCAUUUUUUCAAUCCCAAACCGAGAGGAAAAUAUUUCUACUCCAAGGAAUAUUUUUCUGUCCACAAACAGCAGAAUAACAAUCCAGCAUUUUCUAGGAAAAUACCCACAAUUUUGGCAUUUUCAUUUGGUCCUGUUCGAACCGGAUUUUAUUGCUGUUUUAAUUUCCAUUUUUCAUCUAAAAUCAAGAACCAUGCCCAAACAUUCCGCCCCCAAAGGUCAGCGCAACCACAACAAAGCCCCAUACCAAAAUGGGAAAUUCUUGUGCCGGCUCUGUCAGCGUCCCCAUUCCUUACGUCGGUGCCAUAAGUUCCUGGAUAUGGACAUGACGGAACGGUUCGAAGUGGUGCGCAAGCACAAAUAUUGCGUGAAUUGUUUGGCCCUGGACCAUUCCCAUGGUUCGUGUUUCAGUGACACCGGCUGUCGCCACUGUCACAAGUACCACCACACACUGCUCCACGUGGAUCCAAAGCUGCGGGCCCAAAUCCUUCCACCAUCUCCUAAGUCCCGAUCGGAAUCUAGGUCGGUUUCACCGCGACCAUCAACCUCUAAAGCUCGGCGAGUACCAAACAGGCCUUCUUCGUCCUCAGCAACUUCGCAUAACCCGAAGGGAUCUCUCACAUCCCUGAUCCAGCAAAAUCGGACCAUUUUGCUACCCACCGUCCUGGUAAGGAUAGAUGCAAAGAAUGUGGCGCGAUGUUUGUUGGAUUCCGCCUCUCCAGUAAGCCGUGUGUCGAGGAGCUUUGUGGAGAAAAUUAAAGUCAACUCCUUGACAUUAAGAGAGGAGACAGUGUGCCAAUUGACUCUGUUCUCAAGAUUUGACUCCAAAGUGAAAAUCGAGGGCACCUUUCGCGUGGAUAAUCGGAUCACCACAAAGACGCCAGCCGAAUCCCUGCCCGACGACUUCAAAAAAAAUUUCCCCCAUCUUUUCUUGGCUGAUCCGAAAUUUUACCAGUCAUCGGGAAUAGAUAUCGUCAUAGGCGUCGAUAUCUACCCGAAAGUAAUUUCGGAGGGGGUGUAUGCCAGGAAUGGGUUACCAACUGCCCAAAGUACCGUUUUUGGGCAAAACGUUGUCGUACUCAUCUUCCCCGCAUCCGCCGAACAUGUUGGAGCCUUCUGUACGUGA